UACCGAUUUCACUCGGUUCCAGUCUCGGUUUGCAUGUCACUCCAGGCGCUAUUUCUCAAAGCUAUAGAAGCACGUACGCUGCCGCUUCAUGGAUCAGAGCACCUAAGUUUUGAUUAUCAUGCUUGCAGAUAUCAGGCCUUCCCUUCACGUGCCCUCUCCUUGAUUAAACCCAUGUUAUCUGAGCAAACUGUGGACGCCUAUCUCUGGUCGCAUGCGGCAGAACGUUUGUCUAUCGAUUGA
Messenger RNA from Protopolystoma xenopodis, 240 nucleotides. NCBI's taxonomy places the organism in Eukaryota, Metazoa, Platyhelminthes, Monogenea, Polystomatidea, Polystomatidae. The record is from the annotation of a GenBank genome assembly.